Messenger RNA from Panicum virgatum (switchgrass), 944 nucleotides. Its product is annotated as VQ motif-containing protein 20-like. The record is from RefSeq and is a predicted model, not a curated record. Gene Ontology annotation, cellular component: nucleus. Bases 1 to 717 code for a protein of 238 amino acids. NCBI's taxonomy places the organism in Eukaryota, Viridiplantae, Streptophyta, Magnoliopsida, Poales, Poaceae. The transcript has a single exon.
AUGAGCCCCACAUCGCCGCGGCAGCCCGGCGCCGGCGGGGCGCGGCACGCCGCCGCGUUCAAGGUCCACAGGGACUCCCACAGCAUACACAAGCAGGCCAACUCGCCGCCCUCCUCGUCCUCCACCAACUCCUCCGUAUCGUCGUCCGUCGCCAUCACCAGCAGCAGCCACCGGCCGGCCCCGGCGCCGCCGCCGAGGCAGAGGCAGCAGCCGCAGCCGGUUAUCAUCUACACGCAGUCGCCCAAGGUCAUCCGCACCAACCCGCGCGACUUCAUGUCCAUCGUGCAGAAGCUCACCGGCCUCGACAGCCCCGGCCUCGCCCGCGGCGCGCCCCCGGCGGCGCGCGCCAACGCGGGCCCGGCCUCCGCCGCCGCCGCCGCUCAGGACGAGUCGUCCUCCUCCUCGUCCGAGAGCUGUGCCAACGCCCACGCCGCGGGGCCGCCGCCGCCUCCCUACGCGGACUCGCAGCUGAUGCCGCCGCCGGCCCCGCCUCUGGACGCGCACUUCAUGGCGCCCGACAUCCCGCUGUUCGCGCCCGACGCGCCAGACCUGCACCAGCUCUACGCGCCGAGGGGGCUCUACGCCGGCCAGUUCCCGCCGGUCGACGCCGCGGCGCUCGGCCCGGUGAUGAGCGUGAACAGCGCCGCCGGCAACGGUGGGGCCGUCUUCUCCCCGUCCAUGGUGGAGGCGAUGCGGACGUUUCCGGACUAUAAUUAGGCAGGCUCUCGAUCUCGCUAGUCAAUCAGGCGAUGAUGCAGCGAUGCUUGCAUGAGCCGUUGCCAUGCCAUGUGCAAUAACCGGAGGUUGAUCUUUUGCUUGAUCUUUAUCUCGUCGUCAUGGUUGAUAAUUAUACUUGGGCGUGAACCUGUAGAGAAACCAAGAGAGGAGGAGGAGGAUGAAUCAUGAUGGCGCAUGCGCUGAGAUAUACAUCUCCCUUGUGCAUU